Messenger RNA from Zootoca vivipara (common lizard), 2067 nucleotides. NCBI's taxonomy places the organism in Eukaryota, Metazoa, Chordata, Lepidosauria, Squamata, Lacertidae. The record is from RefSeq and is a predicted model, not a curated record.
CGGAAGUCGCCUGACGCCACUUCCUACUCCGCCGGCCGUGGUGCUGGUCGACCGCUCCUGAGGGCCCGGAGCCAUGAAGGCCAUCAUCCAGCGCGUCACCCGGGCCAGCGUGACAGUUGGUGGGGAGCAAAUAAGCUCCAUUGGACAAGGCAUUUGUGUCCUGCUGGGUAUCUCAGUGGAAGACACUCAGAAAGAGCUUGAGCACAUGGUUAGAAAGAUUUUAAACCUACGUGUGUUUGAAGAUGAAAGUGGCAAACACUGGUCUAAAAGUGUAAUGGACAAGCAGUAUGAAGUGCUCUGUGUCAGCCAGUUUACUCUUCAGUGUAUCCUGAAAGGAAACAAGCCAGACUAUCACAUGGCAAUGCCUACAGAUCAAGCAGAGUCUUUCUAUAACAGUUUCCUAGAACACCUUCGCAAAUCAUACAAGCCAGAGCUCAUUAAAGAUGGCAAAUUUGGUGAAUAUAUGCAGGUACAUAUUCAGAACGAUGGACCUGUCACUAUAGAACUGGAGUCUCCUGCCCCUCCCAUUGACCCUAAGCAGCUGGCAAAACUUGAGAAACAGCAGCAGAGGAAAGAGAAGACCCGGAUGAAGGCACCCUCUGAAUCAAGCAGAGAGAGAAAUGUUCCUAGAAGUAAAAAUGAUCCUAGUGCAAGCAGUGGGGCUGAGGGGGAUGUGUCUUCGGAAAGGGAACCAUAACUUAUGAAAAGCAGGUUCAGAAAAAACUCCAUCAGAAGCUUCUGGUGACCUUUUCUAUUCAUUAGCUGACAGCACUCAAUUCCUACAUGAACAAAUUGGGACAGAAAGAACAUUUGGAACAGAACUGAGAAGUAAGAUGUUAUGGACCUCCACCAUAUUGCAUUCAGGAACAACCAAAGGGAUGUUACCUGUCUCCAUUGUAAAAUGCUUAAAAGUGGGGGUAACAGAGGACAUUUUUCUUGUUUUCUGGUUCUUAUGUUGUUGUUACUGAAGUGUGCCUGCCAUAUCUGUCUGGUUGGUUCCCAUGUAAAUGGGAAGUGAUCAGAUAUUCCACAUGGUUCUUGGCACACAUCUACAAAUGCUUUUGUCAUAGCAAGUGUCUUUAGCUACUUCUUGGAGUCCGAUCCUCAGUGAAUAUGGCAAGCCCACUUGUAGUAGGGGAGGGGGAGUUGGAGGAUUGGGGGCAGAGGACGACCCUGCAGCUGUCCUGUGUACUGGAUAGGCUCCUAGCACAUUGGAAAAAUAGCUUCCCUGCCCCCAAUCUCAAUUAUUGGAGGGAGCCUGGGGCUCUUCAGUGUUGCGCUGCUGCUCUUUUGGAGCCACACUUAGUGUGGCCUUCUCCAGGCCACUUCUUGAACUUGGAACUGGGGAAGGGAACAGGGGCUUGUCUGUAACCUCAUGUUGAGCUCCAGAGGCACUUGGAACACCUUCCCAACUCAGCAUGAUGUUAGAGCCAUCUGACAUUAUUCUGGUGGUGUGGGUAGUAGGCUCCUUUCCAUAUCACCAGGAACGAUGGGAAGAUGCAGGCCAUGCAGAAGGGGCCUCCACUGCAACUCCUCCCAACCCCUUCCAGAAACCGGAACAAUGUUGUUUUGGAGAGGGCCUGCAGCACAGGCUCCUCUUCUGUGGCACAAGGUUUUUCCUGCUGCCUUGGUGAUAGAGGAAGGAACUCUCCGCAGCAGCUCUUUCAUCAGCAUGUAAGAAGAGGGCCACUGUUACUGAAUGAGGAAUGGUGGGGGUUUUUUCUGUGCAGGUUGCAGCAGUCCUGCUUGUAUGAGCUAUUGAUCAUAUGCUUCGUUUUUAUAAAAUCAAGAGUUUUUUCCUUACAUUUUCACUUUGAAUCUAAAGAGCAAGCUUAUAUUUUGAUUCUGUUGGUGUGAUGUCACUAGUGUCUCUUUUCAGAGCCCUGUAUAUGCCUAUUGCAUUGUCUAUGUGUGUCUGGCAGUACAAUUUGUGGGAAAUAAUUGAAUUUAAAUGAGACUGAUCUGCCUGUUAUUUAUUUAUUUAUUGUGAACAGUGUAUGCCUCUGUGUGUGUGUCUUUUAAACUUUUUGACAGAGAGAAAAACUUUAAUAAAGUGUGCCUCCUGAG